Molecule: messenger RNA, 1092 nt
Organism: Adineta steineri
Lineage: Eukaryota; Metazoa; Rotifera; Eurotatoria; Adinetida; Adinetidae
Source: the annotation of a GenBank genome assembly
AUGCUCGAUUUUUGUCGUUUAUGUUGUGAAAACAAUAAGGCUCAACUACGACAAAUUCAGGAAUAUGAGGAAGACAAUGAAACCAACAAAGCCAUCAACUGGUACACAAAAGAUUCUUUUGUUUAUCGAUUUUGCAACAAAGCUCUUCGCACAAAUAACAUACGUGUUUUAUUUAUAUUUCGUUAUUUAAUUAGUGAUAUUUCAAGGUCAUUAGCUAGACUUCAUAAGAAGACACAAGAAAAAGAAUAUCUUUUGUACCGUGGUGUGACUAUGCCGUAUACAGAAUUAGGCAAGAUGAAACCUGGCAUGUUUUUAGCUUAUAACUCUUUUUUAUCAACUACUACUCAACUUGGGGUGGCUGAUAUGUAUGCUAGUACAGGAACUUAUCAACAAACAGGUGAUUGUGUUUCUGUUCUCUAUCAUAUUAAUGUUGAUAAUCGACAUCAACUUCAUCAAAAGAAGAAACAGAUGAUUUUUGCUGACGUUCACGACAUAUCAGCGAUACAAGCUGACGAAGAGGUGCUCUUUGAUAUUAGUUCAACAUUCGAAAUAGAAUCAAUUGAAUACGAUGCAGAAAUAACGCGUCAAGUAUGGAACGUCAUAAUACGUAGUACAAGUAAGGGUGAAGAACUUAUUGACACGUUACUUCAUGAAAAUCCUGAACAAACGACCAGGCUAUUUAUGCAGCGAUGUGUGGAAUGGCAUAUAAAUUGCAAUUGGGACCUUUUAGAAGGCAUCGUAGACAACAUUGAUACUCGGUUAGACACAGAGGGUGAGGAUAAAAUUUAUCGUGCUGGGCAAAGCUUUUUUAACGCCGAUAAUAAAGACUUUUCAUUUUCAUCUACGCUUUCUUCUGUAUUUCGGAUGGCUCGUUCAACUGUACCAGUGAUCAUACCUACUUUUGAAACGAUAGAUAAGUCUUUAGAUUCAUAUGCGACAUUAUUUUCAAUGACUUCAGAGCUCAAUCAUGCGAUAAAGAGAGCUAAAUUCCUUCCACAUAUUUCACGACGUCAACGUAUCAAGCGUACCUUUAUAAAUGUAGCUCGAAACCUUGUUAUUCGUAAUUCACCUCUUCGCAUGAACAUUGACUAA